UAUGAAACGCCAUUUUUUUGUUUUACUGUACAGUUGAAUCACGAGCGAACGAUUUUCAUGAUAAUUUUGAUUUGUUGGUAAUUGAUUCUAAUUGUUAUUCUUCUUAUCUAAGUUUUACUGCUUAUCUCAAUUUUUCUUAUUGUAUGAAUGUAUUAUUUCCUUUUUGGUGUCUAAAUCUUCUGGCCCAUCAAGCUUGUCACAAUGAGUGAUUCUCCAGACCAGAACGAUCCACCAAAGGAUCCGAAAGAAUUGGAAAAAUUGGAAGAAGCAAAACUUAAAGCUAAGUUUCCCAAUGCCAUGCUAGGAAGGGGGCCUGGAGGGCAUUCAGCUUUCCUUCAGAAGAGACUUGCUAAAGGACAAAAGUUUUUUGACUCCGGUGACUAUCAAAUGGCGAAACAAAGGCCUGCGAACUUAGCGGCGCCUUUCAAAGCUCCUGCAGCUCCGGCCAAAUUGCCCACUGGGGACGCCAUUCCAACCCCAGACACUGUGCCGCUGCGGAAGACGUCCAUCAUCCAGCCAAAAUUCCAGCAAUCUAGCCAGACCUCCUAGCCUUGCCAGCAGACUAAAAACCGUGGCCUCAUAGAUAAUGUGUAACUUGCAUUGUAACUAUGUUGUGGUCGGUCGCACUGUUUUUUCAUUAUUAUAAUUUUUAUUACUAGAAUUAUUAUCUGAAAUUUUGUUAAUGCAAUGUAUCAUACUACAUUUUAAUAUCCUUACACUUAAUUGUAUUUUCAAUUUAAUAAUUUUUUAAAUUUUUUGGAACUCAAUGAUUUUAAUAAAUUUUCAAAAAUCUCAUAUUUUGAUGAAUAGUUUCUUAGGGCCAACUUACAUUUAUUGGUUUACAUUGAAGACCAUAAUUUCUUACCUUACGCUUUGGAUGUUGGCACAUUUUUUCCAACAUUAGUUGCCAAACACAUUGCACUAAUUGUAUUUUUGGGUUCUUAUAUAUUGUGAUGUUGGUAAUAAAACAAAUUUUUAUAAGAACAACUGUUAUAUUUAUGUAUAAAAAUUAGGUUAAAACAUUGCAUGAGUGAAUGAGUGAUUAUUGUGCUGCAAAUAUUUUGUUCCUCCUGCAUAUUAUAUCAACUAGUGUUAGUAUAUUUUAUGCCCUAUAACAAAUGUUUAGAAAUAACCAUGGUUUUAUAUCUAAAGUUUCAUGUUACAAUAUUGCUCUAAUUUUUAAUGCUACUGAUACCAUGUCAUAUCCUAUAGGUUCUUAAACAUCACUAUAUUAUUUUUACCAUUAACAGUUUUUGUAGUUAAUAGUAUAUAUUAAUAUAUCAACAUGUAUAAUGGGAAAAAUAUUGUAGACUAGAAAAUAUGGAUUGUGAACUUGUAAGCUUAGAGCUAGCGCGCAAGAGCAACUUUUGUCUCCGCAACUAUUUUGUCUCUCCCAUCAACUCUAUGGGCUAGUAAGAAAGUGCGCGCACGUAGCGACGCAACUCCCAUAGAGUUGAUGGGAGAGACUAAAUAGUUGCAGAGACAAUAGUUGCUCUUGCGCGCUAGCUCUUAGACGUAUCAUGUAUCAUCAUGUUUUACAGAAUGCUUCAAAUGUUUAGUGUAACAAUAGUGAGAAAUGUAGUGAUAUUGACAAGAAUUGGAUUUAAGGUCUGCUGUGAAAAAAAUUGUUAUAUGUUUUGAUACAGUUGUUGAACACAAAUGCUGUGAAAUGAGGUACUAAGCCUAAAGAAUUGUAAUUUUUACUUCUAAUUAAUUGUACCAAGUUAAGUUUUUGAUAAAUUCAGUUAGCUAAUGUUUCGCACCUAGCUAUUUGUUUCGAAAAUGACAAUAUCACAGCGGUAGAAUUUUGAAACAAAGUGCAUCACUAGUGUGUUAUGUAUCAGGAUUGGAUGCUAUCACUUGGCACAGGAGAUGAAAGGAAUGUUGAGAUUUAGACUUAUGAAGACUUAAAAAAUAAAUACUUGGUAAAAA
Messenger RNA from Colias croceus (clouded yellow), 1932 nucleotides. RefSeq names its product alpha-endosulfine (gene endos). The coding region runs from base 202 to 549 and encodes 115 amino acids. NCBI's taxonomy places the organism in Eukaryota, Metazoa, Arthropoda, Insecta, Lepidoptera, Pieridae. Gene Ontology annotation, molecular function: protein phosphatase inhibitor activity. The record is from RefSeq and is a predicted model, not a curated record. Gene Ontology annotation, cellular component: cytoplasm. The transcript is spliced from 4 exons.